Molecule: messenger RNA, 4801 nt
Organism: Silurus meridionalis
Lineage: Eukaryota; Metazoa; Chordata; Actinopteri; Siluriformes; Siluridae
Gene: prickle3
Product: prickle homolog 3
Exons: 11
Coding region: 274-2661 (795 amino acids)
Molecular function (GO): zinc ion binding
Source: RefSeq, a predicted model, not a curated record
UGUGUGUGUGUUGUCACACACGAACAGGGGUUGUGGCCUCGCUGACUGGGCUCAGCUGAGAGAACACAGAGAACAGCCCGGUCCUGUAGGUGUAGCCCGUUUCACGUUCACCUCCUUCUCCAGAUGACGUGACCUACCGGAAUCCGGAGCUUUGAAGACAAACAGCACGAGCGCACGGGACGGGACAAAACGAAGACGCGUGUCCAUAUGGAGCGACUCGCCUGAGUUUGCUCGGAGACACGUUCCUUCGGACGCUCGCGCUUGCGACUCGACAUGUUCACGCGCGGCUCGAAAAAGCGCCGCUCGAACCGUUCGGAAGAAGAUCCUGACCGAGGUCAGCCCUGUAUGCGAUGUGGAGAACAGUGUCCUGGUUUGCGCAUGCACGGCUGGAGGAAGAUCUGUGUGCAUUGUAAGUGUGUACGUGAAGAGCAUGCGGUGCGCUCUGUGCCUGGGCAACUGGAGAAGAUGAUGACGAAGCUAGUGUCCGACUUUCAGAGGCACUCCAUCUCGGACGAUGACUCGGGAUGUGCCUCGGAGGAGUACGCCUGGGUGCCGCCUGGUCUCAAGCCUGAACAGGUAUAUCAGUACUUCAGCUGUAUUCCUGAGGACAAGGUGCCCUAUGUGAACAGCCCAGGAGAAAGAUAUCGCAUUAAACAGCUUCUCCAUCAGCUUCCGGCCCAUGACAGUGAGCCGCAGUACUGUAACUCCCUGGAUGAGGAGGAGAAAAAGGAGCUUCGCUCAUUCAGUCAGCAGAGGAAGAGAGAGAACCUAGGCCGCGGCAAUGUGCGCCUCUUCCCUGUCACCAUGACCGGAGCCAUCUGCCAACAGUGUGGGAGGCAGAUUUAUGGAGGUGAUAUAGCCGUGUUUGCCUCCCGUGCGGGUCACGGCACCUGCUGGCACCCUCAGUGCUUCCAGUGUGCCACCUGCAGCGAGCUGCUAGUCGACCUUAUCUACUUUUACCAGGAUGGCCAUAUCUACUGCGGGCGUCACCAUGCCGAGCGCAUCAAACCACGCUGUCAGGCAUGUGACGAGAUCAUUCUGGCAGAUGAGUGCACGGAGGCUGAGGGUCGCCACUGGCACAUGAGGCACUUCUGCUGCUUUGAGUGCGAGACGGCGCUUGGUGGUCAGCGCUACAUCAUGAGAGAGAGCCGGCCCUACUGCUGUACCUGCUACGAGUCUCUGUACGCCGAGUACUGCGACACCUGCGGAGAGCACAUCGGUAUUGAUCAGGGGCAGAUGACAUACGAGGGGCAGCACUGGCACGCAUCCGAGGCAUGUUUCUGCUGCGCUCGCUGUCAGUUGCCCUUGCUGGGCAGACCCUUCCUUCCCCGCAGGGGGCUCAUCUAUUGUUCCCGACCCUGUUCUCUGGGGGAAGACCCCGAUAACUCGGACUCCUGUGACUCCGCUCUGCAUUGCAAAAUGACCUCACACAAACUCGUACACCAGCAGCGUGAAGAGCGUAGUUCACCUCUGCUGCCACCAGAGGGCAGCAAUCUUACCACUGCGCCUGCAAAACUUUCUACUGCAACCACAUCAACAUCUUUAUCAGAAAGCAGAGGUGUGAACACUUCACCUUUCCACUUACAAAAUGGCCGCACUUCACCUCCACCUUACGGACAAACCCGGUCUCAAAGCUCACGUUCCACUAGCGUGGCAAACGGUUGGGGGCCAUUCCCAAACGAAGACAAAUCCAACACGGAUGAACAUUCAGGGCUGGAGUACACGGUGGAGCUGAACGGAUACGCUGAAUUCGGGCCUUUUCCUCCCAGCUGUACCUCCAGAGGAACCUCGACAGCAAAGGACACUGGUAGAAUGGAGGGCAGCUCAGGAAAUCUUCCUCAGCCCAACUGUACACCUGAGAUCGACUCCCUAGAAGAUGCAGACUUUUUCCCACCACCUCCACCCCCUGUGUUUAUCGGCCCAGAUGAUUUUCCAAUCCUGCCCCCACCAGAUGAGCCCCACCCCUCUCCGCCCCCACCCCAAUUUGGGCGAAGCAGCACAGCCAGGGUCAGCUUUAGGGAGCCAAUCAGCUCCAGCUAUUCAAUGGAGGAGGAGGAGGAGGAGGAAGUGGAAGUGGGGGUUGAACUGGACAAGAAAGAGAAAGAUGAGCAGGAGGAAGUGGAAGCUGAAGCUCAUGGAGGCUCAGGACACAAACUGCUUUCUCAAACUGGGAUGCCACCUCAGAUGGACCUUUUAGAUGGCUUGUACCACCGCAGUUUUCAAAAAGGGUACAGAAGCCCACCUGGCCGAAGUCGCUUGGCCUCGGACUCCCCCCUACACUUUGGAACGGAGAAACACUUUCGUCGCUCAAGACGCGACAGACCUCGUCUAGAUUCUCUGGAGUGGAGAGGAGGAGAGAGAGAGCACACUGCACGCCCACCCUCCAUCACUUCUCCCGGAGAUGGAAAUUCCCGUUUGACUCUACACUCCACGCACUACAGACACGAGGACUCCUGCUCGACCUGCUCGUCCUCCUCUGACUCUGAAGAAGAGGGCUUCUUCCUUGGCCAGCGAAUUCCUGUUCCUCCUCAGCUGACAGGGGAGAAAGAGAGGGAGGCAGAGACAGAGGGAAAAAGCAAAAGAGGGAGCCUGAGGAGGAGGAGAACACAAAGUCUCAGUGCGAAAGACAAAGACAAGGACAAAAACUGCAUAUUGUCUUGAGAAAAAUAACAAUUCAGAUUCUUGCUUUUGUUGAGGAAGUGAACUUAAACGUUUCGGGCAUUUUGUUGGAGGGAAGCAGCAUCGAGUCCGGUCUGUGGUCAAAGUUUAAAGUAGAUUUUCCUGAUCUUUCCUGCUCAAACACGUCUGCUUUAAAAACUAGUAACAGAGAUUCAAGUGCAUUCUUCCCCAAGAUGUUUCCACAAUGAUGAAAGCACACAAGUGUAUAGAAUGUCAUUGGAAGGAGUAGAAUAAAAAUGUCCUUACAUUGAAACUAAGAGACCCAAACCUGUUCCACCAUGUCAAUUCCCCUGUACACAAAGUCAGAGCUCCAUAAAGGUAUGGGUUAAAAGAUGUAAUUGAAUUUACAUGGGUUGUGAAAAGAGCUUUGACCUCAAGACUUUUGAACACCUUUGGAAUAAAUUGGAACACUAACUGCAUCCCAGGCCUCCUCACCCUACAUCAGUACAAAUCACCCCAGAACAUCUACUGGAACAUCUUCACAGAAGAGUGCAGGGUAUUAUAACAGCAAAUGGGACUGGAUUUUUCAAAAAACACAUUCAAGUUGUAUGGUCAGGUGUCUCCAAACUUUUAUCCAUAUAGUGUUUGAGCCUAUCCAGAUGAAAACUAAUGCCUGAUUGAUAAAUUGUAAUAUUCAUAUAGGAAUGUUUUCACAGAAAGUUUAAAUUUCAUCACUUCCUCUGUUGUCAUGACUUGUUUGUUAAUGCUAAAUGAAACAGGAGCAGUAAAAGAAAAGCUUCGAGGUCCAAAUUUCUGAGACCACUGAAUUAUUUUAUUUUUUAUUCUUUUGCAUUUUUCUCUGAUUUAAUAAAAAUAAGUGUAUGAAAAACUACCCAUUAAUCAAAUACACCUCACUGUAUCACAAAUACAAGUCACUGUCAAAUUCUUUCUUUAUUGGAAGUGGUGAGUCUGAAAGUAAAUCUGACCCUUUGUACAGAAAUAUAUAGUAACCAGGAAAUUCAAGAAUGUUUUAAUAAUGAUGAAAAAAAAAUGCCUUCUAUUUAUAUUCCAUAUUUAAAUUGAAGAAAAACCCACCCUAUAUAUCAGUUCUCUUUACUCCAGUGUAACAUCAGACUGUCAGUUUAGUUUUCUGUAAAAUCUUGUUUGCCACACUGAUGCCUACUGCACACAUUCGGGUUAUGUUCAUGUUUGCCAGCAGAUUUGUUUAGGGAUGUACAGUAUUAGUAACAUUUUUCAACAUUCUAGCCUACGUUGUCUGCCAGAAAGGGUUUGUUUGAACAGGAAAAUCAUAGCAUAGCAUUUACACACUGUUAGAACCAGACUCUGUUGUUCAAGAUUCUAGAAAAUGCUGUGAUCGACAUGAGGGCCUGUAAUAAUCGAAAUAAGGUAUUUAGAAUACAGAAAAUCUUUUACUGAAGCACUUUUUUUACACCGAUAUGUAUGUUAAUUAUUAUUAUUUUUUUUUUUAGAACUGAUGAAUAUUUGGUGUUGCAUUUAUGGCCACAUACUUUGAAAUAUUUCAAGGCAAGCAAAUGUUUCCCACACCCUGAACCUAGUGUGUGAAAUGGCUUAUUUUCUAAGACAAAUAAAGAAGAUUGCGAUCUCAAGCACAUAGUUUUCUAAUUGAAAGCAAAUGCUCAAGGAUGCAUGGAGAGAGAAAGCCACCAGUCUUGAAUGUUCUGGAAACAUACCGUGUGGCAUGUGGGAUGAAUGGGUUUUGCUUUGAGUUUAAGAUCUGAUCGUUGAUGACAUGAACGUAAACAUGGAAAUGAUAACUCUUGCUUGUAUUUGGUUCCAGUCAAAACUUGACAGUAUUUAUAAGGUGCUUUUUAGAGACAAUAAACCCUGUGACUUUUUAGCUGCACAAGAGCUCUCAGUAGUUAAAACCUCUCUUCAUUCUGAACAAUAAUACACAACAGAAAUGCAUAUACGUUCCGAACCUUGUUUAUCCGUUUGAACGAUAUGAUGGAGCAUUGAAAGACACUGUAAACUACAAUUGGACUUGUUCUAUACACGCUGGGUGACGGUGCCGCUUUUGUGCCCCUGUAAAAAUAGCUUUAGAUAGGUUUUUUUUACGCUUUUUUUUUAAAUAAAAAAAUACAAGUUUAUUUCAAGUAACCCUUUUUUUUGCAUAGGUAAAAAUAAACCACUUGAACAUUCA